CACAGAGAUAUACAAAUUAUGGCGGCCCACAAAUUUAACUGCAACAAUUUGAAGGCGCUCACCACUACUGCUGCUGCCAAUAACAAAAACAUAAGCCAAGCUAUGCCACCAUCGUCGUCCGCGUCCGUCAAAGGCAUGCAACAACAACAACAACAACAGCACGGGCAUCAUCUUCCGCGGCUACAGCUGCCUCAAAUUGUUGCAGUAGCUACUGUCAUUUUUGGCCUGCUAUUCUCUUCGUGCAUUUGUGUCAGUGGGCAAAUUGAUGGAUACACAGCCGGAGUUGAUUAUCCAACAUAUGAUUCUGUGCCAAAGGGAUUGUCAUUCAAAUGCCAAGGUCGUACACCCGGAUAUUAUGCGGAUACGGAGACCAGAUGUCAGAUCUGGCAUUGGUGCCUUCACUCUGGCCACCAAUAUUCAUUUGUUUGCCCCAAUGGUACUGUUUUCAAUCAGGCCGUUCGUGUCUGCGAUUGGUGGUCCAAUGUCAAUUGUCCGGCCUCGGAACAAUUGUACGAAAACAAUGAUGAGCUCUAUCGAACAACUGAGAGCAACUUUGUUGACAACUCUAUUUGA
Messenger RNA from Stomoxys calcitrans (stable fly), 573 nucleotides. RefSeq lists its product as uncharacterized. The coding region runs from base 19 to 573 and encodes 184 amino acids. Gene Ontology annotation, cellular component: extracellular region. The transcript has 3 exons. The record is from RefSeq and is a predicted model, not a curated record. Gene Ontology annotation, molecular function: chitin binding. Lineage: Eukaryota; Metazoa; Arthropoda; Insecta; Diptera; Muscidae.